Messenger RNA from Cicer arietinum (chickpea), 1805 nucleotides. RefSeq names its product calmodulin-binding receptor-like cytoplasmic kinase 2. NCBI's taxonomy places the organism in Eukaryota, Viridiplantae, Streptophyta, Magnoliopsida, Fabales, Fabaceae. Gene Ontology annotation, molecular function: protein kinase activity; ATP binding. The record is from RefSeq and is a predicted model, not a curated record. Gene Ontology annotation, biological process: protein phosphorylation.
UAGCAAGCAACUCAUUUUCGUUGGACUGAACAAAAUCACUUUGAGGAAAUGGUCUUAUAGAAAUAAAUUAUAAGGGAAGAAAAAGAAUAAAUGGAAAUUUUCUUAAAUUUUUACUACAAGAAAUGAUCUUUGAACCUUCAACAGCUUUGGCAUAUGCAAAUGAAGAAAUCAUCAAGCACCAAUUUGCAUCAAUCUAGUCAAAGAAAAAAGAAUGCUAAUUUUCAAGAUGAUAUAGGAACUGAUUCCACAAAGAGGCAAAAUCCUAAGACUCAUUCAGCACUGAAAAGUUUCAAGUCUGCUAUCAAGAAAUGUGCAGAUGUUUUUGCUUUAAUUCUCAGUGGCAAAAGAAAAACAGCUUCAAAAGUUAGUAUUGGAAGUGAUGGGAGAAAGCAUACAUCAAAAGCUAGAUUGGUUGUAUCAUCUUCAACUGAUUUAUCAUCUGAUAGUAACAACAAGAAUUCAUCAAAAUGGAAAUUUUCUUCUUCCUAUGCAUCAUCUAGUACUACAAGUGGACAACUUGGAAUUGGGAACUUCACUUUUGAUGAAAUUUACAAGUCAACUGCAAAAUUCUCUCCUGAUAAUCAAAUUGGGGAAGGUGGAUUUGGAAUUGUCUAUAAAGGAAAGCUUAAUGAUGGAACUAUUGUUGCAGUGAAGCGUGCCAAGAAGGAAGCACUGCAGAGUCACCUAUAUGAGUUCAAGAAUGAAAUUUACACUCUAUCAAAAAUUGAGCACCUAAAUCUUGUGAGGUUAUAUGGAUAUUUGGAGCAUAGAGAUGAAAAGCUUAUUGUUGUUGAGUAUGUUGGUAAUGGAAAUCUUAGAGAACAUUUAGAUGGUGUCUGCGGUGAUGGACUAGAAAUCGGUGAGCGUUUAGACAUCGCAAUUGAUGUAGCUCAUGCGAUAACUUAUCUUCAUAUGUACACAGAUAAUCCAAUUAUACACAGAGACAUCAAAGCAUCAAACAUCUUAAUUAGUGAGAAUCUAAGGGCUAAAGUGGCAGACUUUGGUUUUGCAAGGUUGUCUGAUGAUCCUGGUGCAACUCAUAUUUCAACACAAGUUAAAGGAACAGCUGGUUAUAUGGAUCCUGAGUACUUGAGAACUUAUCAACUCACAGAAAAGAGUGAUGUUUAUUCAUUUGGUGUAUUGCUUGUUGAAAUGAUGACGGGACGACAUCCGAUAGAACCGAAGAAACUACUUGAUGAGAGAGUGACAAUCAGAUGGGCAAUGAAGAUGUUGAAGAAAGGUGAUGCUGUGUUUGCCAUGGAUCCAAGACUGAGAAGAAGCCCAGCCUCCAUCAAAGCAGUGAAGAAGGUUUUCAAGCUAGCUUUUCAAUGCCUUGCACCUUCCAAACAAUCAAGGCCACAUAUGAAGAAUUGUGCAGAGGUUUUGUGGGGUAUCAGAAAAAAUUUUAAAGAUGAAAUCACUCCUCUUCCUACCUUACCUUCUCAUCAAUCUGAAAAUUUUCCUCAAAGAGAAAAGAAUAAGCAUAUGGUAUUUGGUAUUGAAGAUGAUGAUAGCUACAAAUUUUCCUCAGCACCUAAUCAUAUUCAUUAAUGAAAUUUGUUUAUUAUUUGAAAUUUUUUGUUCAUUAUAUGUUUGAAUUUUUUAAAUAGAGCAAUGAUAUUUUUUUAAUAGAGCAGUGGAUUGAACAAGUUGAAAUUAACUACUGCAACUCUCAUACAUAGUUAUCAAUCUUGGAUAGCAGUGCCGAGUGGCCGGCCCUGAAAUUGGGAUAGCUGAAUAGCGUGUGACAAAAUGACUGCUAUUUGAAUAUUUAUAUUUAUUUAUAAAUUUACUUACGAAAUGCA